AUGUUGAGGAAGAUGGCGAUAGACUACGCAAACAAACUAUGUCUCGCGCCCAUGGUGCGAAGCGGAGAACUACCGAUGAGACUCCUAGCACUCAAAUACGGAUGCGACCUCGUGUGGUCACCAGAACUAAUCGAUCGCAAAUUGAUCCAGACCCAACGCAUAGUAAACCACGAACUCAACACGGUUGACUUUGUAGUUGCCAACAAGAAGAACCCCGAGCGCAACGAAGUCGUAUUCCGCACCCACCCGAAACUGGAACAAGGCAAGCUCAUAUUGCAACUAGGCUCAAAUUCGCCGGAGAUAGCCGCACAAGCGGCAGAAUUAGUCAUCGAGGACGUAGACGGCAUCGAUUUGAACUGCGGGUGCCCUAAGCUGUUUUCGACUCACGGUGGCAUGGGCGCAGAGUUGCUCAAGACCCCCGACCUACUCUGCUCGAUCCUCGUUGCGCUAGUGGAAAACGUGGGACGCAAGCACCACAAGCCCAUCAGCUGCAAGAUCCGACUAUUGCCCAAUUUCGAAGCUUCCAAGCUGUUGAUUGAAAAAAUAUGCGCCACGGGGAUAUCCAACGUCACGAUCCAUUGCCGCACUCCCAUCAUGCGCAACAGACAAGACCCCAUCUGGAAUUACUUACCCAAGUUGAUCCCCAUUAUAAAGUCGCAUGGAAUCAGCGUGGUUCUAAAUGGCAAUUUCCAAGGCGUGGCUGAUCUAAAAGCUAUUCAAAGGGCAAUGGGCGAUGAGAGCUUAAGCAUCAUGUUGGCGGAAGCAGCAGAAACCAACGCAUCGGUAUUUUCCCAGGUCCCGAGAACGCAAGCUGAGAUGAUUGUCGAGUUGUUCGAGUUGGGGAAAAAAUACCAUUGGUACUCGGGGACAAAGUAUAUGAUUGCAAACAUGACGCCUGGCAAGUCUGCCUAUUUCCAGCGAUUUACCCAGCUGAAGAACUUUGACCAGAUGCAACUCGUGGUGGAUGAGUUGAAAGAGCGCACGGGGUCGGAGGAUCGUGUGUGCAAAAUCAUGACCAAGAAUUGCCAACGGCCGCACUUGCAUACACCUGCCGAGCACGCGGAGAUGAUGCAUUCGCGCGGUUUACAGAUGAGCCGGUACUUUAAAGAGUGGGAUGAAAGUGUCAUGUUGAGGGAUUUGAAUGAUGCCGUUACACCUAGACUUGAUGAGCAGCAACAUCGCAACAAGGGUCGUAAUAAUAAUAAGAAGAAACUGAAGCUGAAGCUGAAGGAAGGGGCUCAAGAGGAUACUGGUGGUAGUAGCAAAAGGACAAUAGAAACACCGCCGACGUCAGAAGAAGAAGUCAAGAGACAAAAGUAUGAAGCUGUGCCCGUUUACUCUGUAUGA
Molecule: messenger RNA, 1347 nt
Organism: Lodderomyces beijingensis
Lineage: Eukaryota; Fungi; Ascomycota; Pichiomycetes; Serinales; Debaryomycetaceae
Source: the annotation of a GenBank genome assembly